Funneliformis caledonium is the source of this 170-nucleotide messenger RNA. NCBI's taxonomy places the organism in Eukaryota, Fungi, Glomeromycota, Glomeromycetes, Glomerales, Glomeraceae. The record is from the annotation of a GenBank genome assembly.
CAGAAGAAAUAAAGAUAAAUAUCUUUCUAUUGAAAAGCGUACUAACUAUAACCCAUGGUAUUGGCAUAGGCUUUCAUCGCCUGACUCCUCAGAAUCAGAUAGGAAAUAUAAAAAAUUACCUAAAACUACUGAUCUAAGAAAAAACAAUAAAGAGAAAGCAGCAGAAAAAG